Molecule: messenger RNA, 867 nt
Organism: Prunus armeniaca (apricot)
Lineage: Eukaryota; Viridiplantae; Streptophyta; Magnoliopsida; Rosales; Rosaceae
Source: the annotation of a GenBank genome assembly
AUGUAUUUAUUAUCUCUUUUGCAGCCUUUGGGAGGGGUUAGGGUUUGCUACUUAUUGGAAGUUAGUUAUAGUGGGAGCUGCGUUGCCAAUUGGAAGUACAAUAUAUUCUAUUCGAAGAGUAUAAAGAGAGUUGGGGAUGACUUGGGUUUUUUCAUUGAUCUCAAGUUCAUGAGGCAGAAGAUGGAGAUUAAGGGCAGAGUGUUUGGAGUUUGUUUAGGUCUUGCUGUUUUUUUGAGCAUGUGUUUGGUUGAUGGGCUCGAAGAUUCUGAUGCAAUAGAUGGUGGCAUUAAUGCCGGGUUUAAUAAUGCCACUGCUGCUGCUAUCCCCAAGCUGACUGCUUCAUCUGAUGAAGUUUUAGUCAAAAGCAAUAACAAUCAAAAUGGAGGUGGAAAUGGAGGAGGAGGUGGUGGUGGAGGAGGUGGAGGUGGAGGUGGAGGUGGAAAUGGUGGUCAAGGUGGGGGAAGUGGUGGCGGAGCAGGUGGUGGGAAUGGUGGAGCUAGUGGAGAUGGAAGAGGUAAAGGAAAAGGUAAAGACCACAAAAGAAAAGGAAAUGGUAGAGGAAGAGGAAGAGGUAGCGGUGGUGGUGGCGGCGGCGGUGGAGGUGGUGGCGGUGGAGGGAAUGGCAAAGGCCAUGGAUGGGGUGGAGGAAGUGGUGGUGGUGGAGGUGGUGGUGGUGGUAGUGGUGGAGGAGGAGGUGGUGGGGGAGGAGGCAGUGGAAGUGGAGGAGGCGGUGGCGGUGGUGGUGGUCAAGGUGGAGGUUGGGGUUGGGGAGGAGGAGGCGGCAGUGGAGGCAACAACAAGGGUUGUUGGGCUUGGGGAUGUGGUGGCCAUCCAAAAGCAAUUGGAGGAAGGAAAGACAGUCCUUAG